AUGGCAAAUAAUUUAACUUUUGAGAAUCAUCCAUUAGCCAAUGCAUCAUUGUGGACAGUCCCUGAAUAUUCAGUUGUACCUUCGGAUAGAACUAUGUCACUAUCAAACAAUGAUCAAAAUCUGCCAACUUAUGAUACAUGUGCUAAUCCAUCUGCAUCUAAUAUUAAUGAUUUACCACCAAACUAUUUUGAUAUAUCAGUUGUACCCAAUGGUGCUGUUUUAUAUAAUAUUGAUGUUACUCCAUAUACAGAAGCAUCAACAGUAGAAAUAGAACGUGAUGAGAAACGUGUUCUUUCAUUCAAUUCACUUAUUGAUAAAAAUCCCGAUCAACUAUGGCUUUAUUUUAUGACCUAUCUCAAUGAAAAACCACAAGUGAAAAUUAUUAUUCGUGGUUAUCAGCACAAAUUCAUUAUGGCACACGAAACUUAUUACGAUUCAAAUGGUGAUUUGCAAACUUGUAUGCAUGAUAAGAUCGAUGAAGUGACUGAUUUUAGAUGCUCCAUUGAUCUAUCAUCGUACACUUCUGAGCGUUGGUGGCGUGUAGCGGUUAUGCCAUCUGUAGAGGCAAUAGAAACGGGUGAAAUCGUUACAUUGAGAGAUGCUCUAGAACAAUAUACACUUUCGAAUAAGAAAGUCAAAGAAAUUAUUAUGGAAAAACAAUUAUAUGGAUGGCAUUUGGUAGAAUUACAAAGUCAACUUGUAAGAUUAGUUCUAUCUACUGGUUAUCCAAAUCCAAUCAGUGUAAAUUAUGAGAAGUUCAAUGGCAACAUUACGGCUCGUUCAUCUUCACAGCUUAGCCGUUUUGCUAAUUCGCGUGCAGUUCGAUGCUUCUGUUGCCUUUCGUGUUUAUGUAUUAUUUUUUGUCCCAUUUAUGGUUGUUUAAGACGUAUAGGUUCAACACGUGAUACGAUUGUGGCCGACUAUGUAAUGACGAAGCCAGUUAACACUUUUCUUCAACUUAAUUCUGCAACAAUACUGGAUACAGUAAUUAAUCUUUCGGUUAAAUCUUAUAUAGCACACUAA
Adineta steineri is the source of this 1023-nucleotide messenger RNA. NCBI's taxonomy places the organism in Eukaryota, Metazoa, Rotifera, Eurotatoria, Adinetida, Adinetidae. The record is from the annotation of a GenBank genome assembly.